This is a messenger RNA of Acanthaster planci (crown-of-thorns starfish), 1777 nucleotides long. RefSeq lists its product as uncharacterized. The record is from RefSeq and is a predicted model, not a curated record. Gene Ontology annotation, molecular function: 2 iron, 2 sulfur cluster binding. NCBI's taxonomy places the organism in Eukaryota, Metazoa, Echinodermata, Asteroidea, Valvatida, Acanthasteridae.
UCUACGUAAGAGAAAAGCAAACAAAAGGCCAAGUUGCUGCGGGAAAAGUACAUGUCCUUGUCUCUUAGUAAAUGGAGGGUGGAUUUGAAGUAGAUCUUGUCACUGCUUUGAAAGACGUCGUUGAUAGCAGUCGAUGGCGAUGUGUAGGUCACACAGAUCUCUUCAAGGGGAAGACUUGCACCCGGCUGUAUUCUCUUGGAGGAGAAGAAGAUGUGGUGGUUGUCAGACUCACCCCAGACAAGUUUUAUGCACUAGGCGCUGACUGUCCCCAUGAAGGUGGCCCGUUAGAUCUCGGCGACAUUGAAGACAUUGACGGCCACAUGUGCAUUGUGUGCCCCUGGCACGACUAUGACUUCCGAUUGGACAACGGAGACUCCACGUCAGGUCUCAAGCAACAAACUUACGCUGUCAAGCUAGUAGACGACCAACUGUACAUCAACACAAGUCUAGAUUUAUCUCACACAAAGAGUUCUGAGAAGCAACUUGACAAGAAACAUGAAGCAGAACAACAGCUGAGGUCAUGCUCAGAAGGCGAGGACACGCUGUGCAGUUGGGCUGUGAAGAUAUUGUGUACUGCAGACCCGAACGAGAAGGUGAGGCUGACGCACGAGAUUCAGGAGAGAUGGCAGAGGGGAGACCUGACAGAAGUAGGGAGAUGCCAGCCCCCUGAUCAGCCCCACCGUGUAGAGUCAUUGAACGUAGUUGCUCCUGGGAAGAUCAAGCGUGGCAAGGCGGGCACACUGGGCAACCGCAUCGCGUUGCUGCAUUCCCUGGCCAACAUCGAACAGUGGGCCAUUGAUCUGUCUUGGGACAUCAUCGCGAGGUUCGCAGACACCACCCUGGGUGAUAGGAGUCACCUUCCCAAGGAUUUCUUCACAGACUUUGUCAAAGUCGCAGGGGAUGAAGCCAAGCAUUUCACGAUACUGGAGAACAGGCUCCAAGCCUUGGGAAGUCAUUUUGGGGCACUCCCCGUACAUAAUGGUUUGUGGCAGUCGGCCACGGAGACUAAACACAAUCUCCUAGCCAGGCUGGCAGUGGUCCACAUGGUGCAUGAAGCAAGGGGUCUUGAUGUACACCCGAAGACACUAGAGUGGUUUUCCAAGCAGGGGGAUGACGACUCAGUCGCAGUCUUGGAUGUCAUCUAUGCCGACGAGAUCACCCAUGUGGCAGCGGGGAUGAGAUGGUUCACGUACGUCUGUCGCCACGCAGUACCUCCGCUAGAGUGCAUCUCGGAGUUCCAAAAGCUUGUCAGAAAGCAUUUCAGGGGUCUCCUGAAACCACCCAUCAACGAAGAAGGCAGAACCAUUGCAGGAAUGAGCAAAGAGUGGUACGUCCCAUUGAUGCAACCAGCCAGUCGGGAUGCAGAUGGCGAGGACUCGACCACAUCAGUAGGAGGUUCCAGCUGACAGCAGCGAUUGCACAGUGCCACUGGCCCAGAACUCUUGCCCAGUAAACAUCUUGUAAGAAGUGCUUAGUUGAACAGGACGUUGACUUUGACACCAAAGCAACAAGAAGUGGAUUGGAAAGCCUAAACUGAGUGAGGAACUCAAGAUUUUGGCAACUAAUCUCCAAGUCCUAACGUAAUAAGUGUUUCCUGUAAUACCGGCUUGCCGUAAUGGACCUUUUUAAAGACAAUGGGACUGUCUGUGUUAACGACCUUUGUGCGAGAAAAUGAGCUGUAUUUUUAAUUUCAGGGUUUUAGACUGUGACUAAUAUGUGUUUGCAAUGUGUGUGCAUCAUCUGACCUGUAGCAGUCUUUUUAUUUGAUACUAAACAU